GAGAGACAGUGGAGCACAAAGGCUCCGGAGUUGACUGGCUGCGUUCCGCACUGCCACCCUUCUCCAGUCACUGUUUCUGUCUCUCACCUGUGGUGCUGGAUUUGUCUCUUUUUUCAGAUGCAAGACAACAAGACAUUCCUGUCCAUGAUCAACAAUGUGCUUCAUACGGACGGCUUCUACUUUGCAACAAACUACGACCUGACCCACUCUCUGCAGCGCCUGGCCAACACCAGCCCCGAGUUUCAGGAGAUGAGCCUUCUGGAGAGGGCAGAUCAGCGCUUCGUCUGGAAUGGCCACCUGUUGAGGGAAUUCAUUGCACAGCCAGAGUUACACAAGUUUGUGUAUCCUGUUGUCCAUGGCUUCAUCAUCAUGAAGUCCAGCUGCAUCAAUGGUAAGGUGUGUGAGUGGACUAUUAUCUCCAGGAGGAGCUGUUUCAGAGCUGGUGUCCGUUACUACGUCCGAGGCAUAGAUUCAGAAGGCCAUCCUGCUAACUACGUGGAAACGGAGCAGAUCGUACAGUACAACAGUGCCAAGGCGUCAUUUGUUCAGACAAGAGGCUCCAUUCCCUUCUACUGGUCCCAAAGGCCCAAUCUCAAGUACAAGCCAAAACCACAGAUCAGCAAAACAGUGAACCACAUGGAUGGAUUCCAGAGACACUUUGACUCACAGAUUAUUCUCUAUGGAAGACAAGUCAUUUUGAACUUGAUCAAUCAAAAGGGCUCAGAGAAACCACUGGAACUGGCAUUUGGCAAGAUGGUGACCAACUUGGGUAAUGGCAUGAUCAAGUACAUAGCCUUUGACUUCCACAAGGAGUGCAGUCGUAUGAGGUGGCACCGCCUGCAGAUCUUAGUGGACAUGGUUGCUGAAAUGCAGGAUGAAUUUGGAUAUUUCCUGGUGGAUGCAGAUGGGAAGGUGCUGUUGAAUCAGGAGGGGACUUUUCGGAGCAACUGCAUGGACUGUCUGGACCGUACCAAUGUCGUCCAGAGCCUGCUGGCUGAACGCUCGCUGCAGUCACAGCUACGGGUAGGACCCUAUAAUCAUAUGGUGGACAUAACAUUUAAAACAACUGAAGACAGAAAACAGUGGCUGUGCCCAGCUUGUGCCUGGUACAAUGGAUAUGUGGUGACAAAACAACUAUUUAAUGAACAGUUUAAAGAAAAAGUCUUCACACGUCGGCUGUCUUUCUUGAGUUUUAAUAAGCAUUCAUGAAUGGAGACACUCACACAUACAACCACAUAAACAGUCAGUCAGUGAACGAGUGCCUAGCAAGUCCUCUCGCCCUGCUAUCUUUAUAGUUCCCAUAACACAUGCACAUCAACAGUCAAAAUAUGUGGCGCCUUGACAUUCUUAAAUCACAACAUCUCUUGAGACUAACAAGGACACUUGGUGUCGUCCCUGGCUCAUAAUCUUGGUGUCUGAGCCUCCCUGGCUCGUGACCUUGGUGUCUCUCACUGCUGUCACAGUAGGGGUUAAAUGAGCAACACACAUCAUUAGGUGAGAAGUUCAGUCUCAUCAAAACAAGAAACCUUAGGACAUGGGUACACAACAUAUGCAGAACACAUUAUAGGUUAAACAUGGUUAAACACAGAAUUUUCCAUCACAGAUACCAGUGGGGACAUUUUAUAAAAUGAAGUGUAAAAAGCAUAGAAACCAUUUCUCUCUCCACUCCAUAUUUGCUCAUAACUCCUACAUAAUAGGGCUGGGAUGAUAUGCUUUUGUCCCGAUUCGAUUCUAUCACGAUUCUUGGGUCCCGAUUCGAUUUAUAUUGCAAUUCUGAAUAAUUGCGAUU
This is a messenger RNA of Epinephelus moara (kelp grouper), 1789 nucleotides long. Its product is annotated as phosphatidylinositol-3-phosphatase SAC1-B-like. Lineage: Eukaryota; Metazoa; Chordata; Actinopteri; Perciformes; Serranidae. The transcript is spliced from 10 exons. Gene Ontology annotation, biological process: phosphatidylinositol dephosphorylation. Gene Ontology annotation, molecular function: phosphatidylinositol-4-phosphate phosphatase activity. The record is from RefSeq and is a predicted model, not a curated record. The annotation marks the transcript as partial. Gene Ontology annotation, cellular component: endoplasmic reticulum.